Messenger RNA from Labrus bergylta (ballan wrasse), 1344 nucleotides. RefSeq names its product capping protein (actin filament), gelsolin-like b (gene capgb). The record is from RefSeq and is a predicted model, not a curated record. Gene Ontology annotation, biological process: actin filament severing; central nervous system development; cell projection assembly. Lineage: Eukaryota; Metazoa; Chordata; Actinopteri; Labriformes; Labridae. Gene Ontology annotation, cellular component: cytoplasm; actin cytoskeleton. Gene Ontology annotation, molecular function: phosphatidylinositol-4,5-bisphosphate binding; actin filament binding.
GGGGGACAUAUUUGUCUGUCUAGAGACGUGUUUCACCUCGCACCACUGCUUCUCUCUUCACUCUCUCUGCUCACACGUGUUGUCUACCACCACUUACUCUCUAUCCAAGUAUGCUCCCCUUCAAGGCAGCUCCGGGUCAGUUUGGUCCCGAGGUCCGGGAGCUGGGCCUUCGAGUGUGGAGGGUGGAGAAGAUGAAAGCGGUGCCGCUGGAUGCCUCCGAGUUAGGAGCUUUUUACAAUGGAGACUCCUACCUGGUGCUGAGUAACCACGGUCCAGGAGAAGUCCAAAUCCACAUCUGGUUAGGCGAGAAGUCGUCUCGGGAUGAGCAGGUGACGUGCUGCGUGCUCGCCACGCAGCUCGACAACUUCCUGGGCGGUGAACCGAUUCAGCACAGAGAGGUUCAGGGCAACGAGUCCAUGGAGUUCAUGUCUCUGUUUCCCAGAGGGGUCAGCUACAAGGAGGGUGGCGUGGAGUCGGGCUUCAGGAGGCCUCAGGGCUGCGGGACGGUUCAGAGGUUGUACCAGGUCAAAGGCAAACGAAACAUCCGUGCCAAAGAAGUGGAGCUGAGCUGGAGCAGCUUCAACAAAGGAGACUGCUUCAUCCUCGACCUCGGGGAGACCAUCGUGUCGUGGAUCGGGUCGCAGGCCAACAUCUUCGAGAAGCAGAAAGUGCGCGAGAUCGCCUCUCUGAUCCGUGACGCAGACAGACACGGGAAAGCCCGAAUCGUUGACACCAACGAGGGGGAGGAGCCAGAGGAGAUGCUCAAGGUCUUAGGAAAGAUGCCUGAGCUGUCAGAGAGCACAGAGGAAGACACCAAAGCAGACGCAUCAAACUCUGCCUCCCUCUUCAAGGUGUCCAAUGCGACAGGUUCCAUGACGACGACCAAAGUGUCGGAGAAGAGCCCGUUCGACAAAGAGCUGCUGGUUCGGGACGACUGCUUCAUUCUGGACAACGGCGCCAACGGGAAGAUCUUCGUCUGGAAAGGUAACGGAGCGAACGCCGAGGAGAAGCAGGUGGCCCUUCAGAUGGCGGACAAUUUCAUCGACCAAAUGCAGUACAACCGGAUGAAGACCCAGGUGGAGAUUCUGCCUCAGGGGAAGGAGACGAUCAUCUUCAAGCAGUUCUUCAAGAGUUGGAACUAAACGUUUGAGGGCAACAUUUGAUCUGCCCUGGAGGAGAAAAUGAAAAUCUGACAAACAUUUUUUUAUAUGAAUUGAGCGGCGAUGUACAUAUUUGUUAGGUACUGACACAAGCUUGUUUGGACUUGGUAGAAUCAGAAAUGUUACUUUUAUAUACAAAGUGUCAUGGUUGAAAAAACACAGAUAUAAAGAGCUUUAAAAAAAU